AUGGACAGAAGCUCCUUGCUGCAGCUCAUCCAGGAGCAGUGUGCCAGGUCCUGUGGUCUGGGUUUGGCCUGCCUCAGACCUUGGCUGGCGCCACCCCAUCCCACCCCACCCCAGCAGCUGGACCCUGAGAACACAGGCUUCAUCGGUGCAGACACCUUCGCUGGUCUGGUGCACAGCCAUGAGCUGCCCCUGGACCCGGCCAAGCUGGACAUGCUGGUGGCCCUGGCCCAGAGCAAUGAGCGGGGCCAGGUCUGCUACCAGGAGCUGGUGGACCUGAUCAGCAGCAAGCGCUCCAGCAGCUUCAAGCGGGCCAUUGCUAAUGGGCAGCGGGCACUGCCCCAGGAUGGGUUGCUGGAUGAGCCAGAACUGGGUGUCUACAAGCGGUUUGUGCGCUAUGUGGCCUAUGAGAUCCUGCCCUGUGAAGUGGACCGCCGCUGGUACUUCUACCGGCACCGCAGCUGCCCGCCCCCUGUGUUCAUGGCCUCCAUCACCCUCGCCCAGAUCAUCGUGUUCCUGUGCUACGGGGCACGCCUCAACAAGUGGGUGCUGCAGACCUACCAUCCAGAGUACAUGAAGAGCCCCCUUGUGUACCACCCUGGGCACCGUGCCCGGGCCUGGCGCUUCCUCACCUAUAUGUUCAUGCACGUUGGGCUGGAGCAGCUCGGGUUCAAUGCCCUCCUGCAGCUGAUGAUUGGGGUGCCCCUGGAGAUGGUGCAUGGCCUGCUCCGUAUCAGCCUGCUCUACCUGGCAGGUGUGCUGGCAGGCUCUCUGACCGUCUCCAUCACCGACAUGCGGGCCCCCGUGGUGGGAGGCUCUGGCGGGGUCUACGCCCUGUGUUCAGCACACCUGGCCAACGUCGUCAUGAACUGGGCUGGGAUGAGGUGUCCCUACAAGCUGCUGAGGAUGGUGCUGGCCUUGGUGUGCAUGAGCUCCGAGGUAGGCCGGGCCGUGUGGCUGCGCUUCUCCCCACCACUGCCUGCCUCGGGCCCGCAGCCCAGCUUCAUGGCACAUCUUGCGGGUGCGGUGGUAGGUGUGAGCAUGGGCCUGACCAUCUUGCGCAGCUACGAGGAGCGCCUGCAGGACCAGUGCGGCUGGUGGGUAGUGCUGUUGGCCUACGGCACCUUCCUGCUCUUCGCCAUUUUCUGGAACAUCUUUGCCUAUGACCUGCUGGGUGCCCACAUACCCCCGCCGCCCUGACCAGCUCCCUUUGGCUGGGCUCAGGCAUG
Molecule: messenger RNA, 1226 nt
Organism: Otolemur garnettii (small-eared galago)
Lineage: Eukaryota; Metazoa; Chordata; Mammalia; Primates; Galagidae
Gene: RHBDL1
Product: rhomboid like 1
Exons: 8
Coding region: 1-1197 (398 amino acids)
Cellular component (GO): membrane
Molecular function (GO): serine-type endopeptidase activity
Source: RefSeq, a predicted model, not a curated record